UUCUCAAACAAUCUUAAUGAGCAACGAACCUAACCAACCUCAAUUCUCACAAAACCUUUAUUUCAAUUCCCCUGGAAGAGCUCCACGACCAAGGCUUUCAACCUCAUUCGAAUUCUGUUGGCUAAAAUUACAUGCAAUGCUUUGACUUCAAGCCACCACACUGUAUGUUUUUGUGGGAGGUUGAAGAAAUCGAAUGGGUCUCUGCAAUUCGAAACCCUCUUCAAAUCACACUCUUUCGUUUCGCCAAUCCGACAAUCACUCACCCAGGAACGACCCCCCACAGCCUCAACACAACUCCUUCACAGUUAAUCACAGUGCUGAACCUCACUCCAAUUCCGUCAAUGGCGAAAACCCUAACAAGGAGAACAAAGAGCCAGAGAAUGGUAAAAAAUCUCCAUUUUUCCCGCUUUACAGUCCGAGUCCGGCUCACCAUUUGUUCUCCAAGAAGUCCCCGGCGAACGGUAGCUCGCCGAUGCGGUUUUUCAAGCGGCCGUUCCCGCCGCCGUCUCCGGCGAAGCAUAUAAGAUCCUUGCUGGCUCGGCGGCAUGGUUCGUCGAAGCCUAAUGAGGCUCCGAUACCGGAAGCCGUCGAAUCGGAGGUGGUCGCUGGGCUCGACAAGAACUUCGGAUUCUCGAAGCAUUUCGGAAACAAAUAUGAUCUUGGAGAUGAGGUUGGGAGAGGCCAUUUUGGAUACACCUGUGUUGCCACGCUUAAGAAAGGAGAGCUCAAAGGUCAACAAGUGGCCGUCAAAGUCAUUCCAAAAGCCAAGAUGACCACUGCUAUUGCUAUUGAGGAUGUGAGAAGAGAAGUACAAAUAUUAAGAGCUUUGACUGGACACAAGAAUCUAGUACAGUUCUAUGAUGCAUAUGAAGACCAUGAUAAUGUCUAUAUAGUAAUGGAAUUGUGUGAAGGAGGAGAGCUGUUGGACAGAAUAUUAUCAAGAGGUGGCAAAUACACAGAGGAGGAUGCAAAAGCUGUCCUGAGACAAAUACUGAACGUUGUUGCUUUUUGCCAUCUACAGGGUGUUGUGCAUCGUGAUCUUAAACCUGAGAACUUUUUGUUCACAUCCAAGGAUGAGAACUCAGAGCUGAAGGCCAUAGACUUUGGGUUGUCUGAUUUUGUUAAACCAGGUAUGUUUUUAUUCCUUUUUCUUAUUUUGCAUGCCAUUUAUUAUCUUAGACUUGCUUUGUUUUUCAACUUUCCAUUGUUCUUUCCAGAUGAAAGACUUAAUGAUAUUGUUGGUAGUGCAUACUACGUGGCUCCUGAAGUUCUACAUAGAGCUUACAGUACAGAGGCUGAUGUCUGGAGUAUUGGAGUGAUUGCAUAUAUUUUAUUAUGUGGCAGCCGUCCAUUUUGGGCCCGGACCGAGUCCGGUAUCUUUCGCACUGUAUUGAAAGCUGAUCCAAGUUUUGAUGAACCUCCUUGGCCUUCUUUGUCAGCUGAAGCAAGGAGUUUUGUUAAGCGAUUACUAAAUAAAGAUCCAAGGAAAAGAAUGACUGCAGCACAGGCAUUAAGUCAUCCAUGGAUUAGAAUCUAUAAAGAUGUUAAAGUGCCUCUGGAUAUUCUAAUAUUCAAGCUCAUGAAGGCAUACAUGCGAUCCUCAUCUCUGCGAAAAGCAGCUAUAAGGGCUCUGUCUAAGACGUUAACCGUUGAUGAGCUUUUUUAUUUUAAAGAGCAGUUUGCACUUUUAGGGCCAAACAAAAAUGGUACCAUUAGCUUGGAAAAUAUCAAAGAGGCCUUGAUGAUAAAUGCAACGGAUGCUAUGAAAGAGUCACGCGUUACUGACUUUCUGGCAUCACUUAAUGCUUUGCAAUAUAGAAGGAUGGAUUUUGAUGAGUUCUGUGCUGCCGCACUUAGUGUUCAUCAAUUUGAAGCACUUGACGGGUGGGAGCACAUUGCUCGUUGUGCCUAUGAACUUUUUGAAAAGGAUGGAAACAAGGCUAUAGUCAUUGAGGAACUAGCUUCGGAGCUUGGGCUUGGUCCAUCUGUCCCUGUUCAUGCUGUUCUUCAUGACUGGAUUCGGCACACGGAUGGAAAGUUAAGCUUCCUUGGAUUUGUGAAAUUGCUGCAUGGCCCAUCUAGAAGUCUUGUAAAAGCUCAAUAGAAACUUUGGUGGGCCAAAUACUUAUACUACGAUGAUCUGGCUAAUAAAAUGCUAAUGGCCACAUCACAAUAUUCACAACCCUAUCGUCAAUGGAUUGUUUGUCACAUUGAGGCUCAGCAUAUAUCAUCUUGGAUUUUUUAACCCCUUUAUAAGGCUCGAGUCUUUGUUUAUUUAUUUAAUUUUUGUUUACCACUUGGAGCAAGUGUGAAGCCUGCUACACGCGUUUGAAUUUUCCACUGUAAAGCUGUAGUGUGUUAAGUUGCGGGUGAGAAUAUAUCGGGUUGUUUUUAGAAGGAUACACGUAAAUUGUAACAUGUUCUGUGAUUCACAAUUGAGGAGUAUAAUUCUUGUCC
Messenger RNA from Gastrolobium bilobum, 2457 nucleotides. RefSeq names its product CDPK-related kinase 5-like. Lineage: Eukaryota; Viridiplantae; Streptophyta; Magnoliopsida; Fabales; Fabaceae. Gene Ontology annotation, molecular function: ATP binding; calcium-dependent protein serine/threonine kinase activity; calcium/calmodulin-dependent protein kinase activity. The transcript has 10 exons. Gene Ontology annotation, biological process: protein autophosphorylation; peptidyl-serine phosphorylation; intracellular signal transduction. Gene Ontology annotation, cellular component: nucleus; cytoplasm. The coding region runs from base 194 to 2104 and encodes 636 amino acids. The record is from RefSeq and is a predicted model, not a curated record.